GAUGCCGAACCCACAAACCCUCGAGAGGAGAGAGCAGAGAGCAGAGCAUGGAAGGGGCAUCGUACCAGCGCUUCCCGAAGGUGAAGAUCCGAGAGCUCAGAGAUGACUACGCCAAGUUCGAGCUCCGCGACACCGACGCCAGCAUGGCCAACGCCCUCCGCCGCGUCAUGAUCGCCGAGGUUCCCACCAUCGCCAUUGACCUUGUUGAAAUCGAAGUGAACUCCUCCGUUCUCAACGACGAGUUCAUCGCCCACCGCCUCGGUCUCAUUCCCCUCACCAGCGAGCGUGCUAUGUCCAUGCGCUUCUCUCGCGACUGUGAUGCUUGUGAUGGCGAUGGCCAGUGCGAGUUUUGCUCUGUCGAGUUUCACCUUCGCGCCAAGUGCCACUCCGACCAAACCCUAGACGUCACCAGCAAGGAUCUCAUUAGUUCUGAUCACACUGUUGUGCCUGUUGAUUUCGCUGAUUCUGCUGCUGCUAGUGGUGAAGUGCUCGAUACCAAAGGAAUAAUCAUUGUGAAGCUACGGCGCGGUCAAGAACUGAGGUUGAGAGCCAUAGCCAGGAAGGGCAUUGGUAAGGAUCAUGCAAAAUGGUCUCCUGCAGCAACUGUGACCUUCAUGUAUGAGCCAAGCAUUCACAUCAAUGAAGACCUAAUGGAAACGUUAACACUAGAGGAAAGGAAAACCUGGGUUGAAAGUUGCCCAACCAGAGUAUUUGAAGUUGAUCCUAAUACCCACCAGGUUGUGGUGGUUGAUCCUGAGGCUUACACUUACGAUGAUGAGGUGAUUAAGAAAGCAGAAGCUAUGGGUAAAGCUGGACUUGUGGAUAUCACUGCCAAAGAAGAUAGUUUUAUCUUCACAGUUGAAUCUACCGGUGCAAUCAAAGCUUCUCAAUUGAUACUUAAUGCCAUAGAUAUUCUGAAACAGAAGCUGGAUGCAGUCCGCCUUUCAGAUGAUACUGUAGAAGCAGACGACCAGUUUGGUGAGUUAGGUGCACAUAUGCGAGGUGGAUGAUCUCGAUACCAGGCCUCCCCAUAUGUUUCUAGGAGGUUAGGCUAACUUUAAUUUUGUUUUCCUGGACAAUCUUGUUUCCUGUAUGAAUGCACCUGGUCCAGUGCUGCCUUUUUCACAUAUUCAAUGCAUUUCUAGCUUCGGGAGAUAGUUAACAUGUGGUAUCUUUGGCGUGUUUGGCUCAUCUCCAUGUUGGACCUGGUUUAGUAGAUUAUGAAUGAUAGUUAAUUCAGCUUCUACUAUUUCCAGGCCAUGCUUUGACUAUUACUUUUCCAGAGGCUGCGUCCUUGGGGCAAUUUUUGUUGUCUUUUAAAUGACAUGGUUAGUUGCCCCAGGGGUUGAAAUUGGUACAAGACAAGAUCUAUGGUGACAGAACUACUAUUUUCUUUGGUAUCCUUGGAUAGAACUUAGAAGAUUGUCAUCAAACAGUUGUAUUGAAGUUUAAUCAAUUGUUUUAGUCUCUACUGUGAACCAA
Messenger RNA from Momordica charantia (bitter melon), 1482 nucleotides. RefSeq names its product DNA-directed RNA polymerases II, IV and V subunit 3. The record is from RefSeq and is a predicted model, not a curated record. Gene Ontology annotation, cellular component: RNA polymerase II, core complex. Gene Ontology annotation, biological process: transcription by RNA polymerase II. Gene Ontology annotation, molecular function: protein dimerization activity; DNA binding. Lineage: Eukaryota; Viridiplantae; Streptophyta; Magnoliopsida; Cucurbitales; Cucurbitaceae.